Molecule: messenger RNA, 1528 nt
Organism: Penaeus vannamei (Pacific white shrimp)
Lineage: Eukaryota; Metazoa; Arthropoda; Malacostraca; Decapoda; Penaeidae
Product: transcription factor ATOH1
Biological process (GO): sensory organ development; axon development; positive regulation of transcription by RNA polymerase II
Cellular component (GO): nucleus
Molecular function (GO): protein dimerization activity; DNA-binding transcription factor activity, RNA polymerase II-specific; E-box binding
Source: RefSeq, a predicted model, not a curated record
CAAGCAUGUCCGUGUCGGAGCUGCUGUACCCCGUGCCCCACCAGGGAGGAUACCCGCCCUUCUCCGCCGCGUACAGUGGAGCAGGCCAGAACAGUCCCUCCUUGCCCUACAGUGUUAUGUCGCAUUACGAUCACAGUCCCUCUCACAGUGUCAUGUGCAGCCAACAGUGCCAACCCGCGACGACAGUGUCCCCUCCCGUGUGGUCCUCGCCGCACCCCACCACGUCCUCGUACUCCGAAGGGCGCCCCAGUCCCUCCUGCUCGCCCAUGAGCAGCUGCGAGAGCCUGGAGGCGGGCUCCCCGCGCCCCUGGAACGCCCAAAACGCCGGCCCUGCGUCCUGGUCGUGGGGCGCCCCUGGAACCACGCACCCGCUCCUGGCGGCCUCCUCGUCCUCCAGUUCCUCGUCGAGCUGCGCCUCGUCCAUCCUGGCGUCGCAGGGCAAGCAGACGAAGGCCCGGAGGAAGCCGCCCAAGCCCGUGGCCCGCGACGUGAUCAAGAGGCGCCGCCUGGCCGCCAACGCGCGGGAACGGCGCCGCAUGAACGGCCUCAACGACGCCUUCGACCGCCUCCGCGAGGUGAUCCCGGCGCUCAGCGGCAACCAGAAGCUGUCCAAGUUCGAGACGCUGCAGAUGGCGCAGACGUACAUCACUGCGCUCGCCGAACUCCUGCACUAGAUGUGGCUUCGUCUGCACUGGAGCUGCUCCUUUCCAUAUCUAGUCAGAGCUGAGUCCAUCUGAGCAAUGGAAAAAGUCCUUCCGGAAGGAGUGGGUCUCCCUCUUAGCCAAGUCCCCUUCGGUGAUGUGCUUCUGAUCCCUCGCCGCCCAAGACAGCCCCUUCAAGACAGCCCCUUCGUGACAGCCCCUUCGUGACAGCCGUUGACAGCUAUUUCGGUAACAGCCCCUUCAAAACACCCGCUUCAAGACAGCCGUUGACAGCCACUUCGGAUACAGGCCCCCAGAAGACACCCGCUUCAAGACAGCCACUUCGGAUACAGCCCCCUAGAAGACACCCGCUUCAAGACAGUCCCUCCAAGACAGUCCCCUACAAGACAGCCCCUUGGAAACAGACAGCCACUUCGGAUACAGCCCCCCAGAAGACACCCACUUCAAGACACCCGCUUCAAGACAGUCCCUCCAAGACAGUCCCCUACAAGACAGCCCCCUUCAAAGACAGCCCCCAGCUUUUGCCCUGACUCUCCCGCGACAGUCGAGAGUCACAGGUAGAGCGGCAGGUGACGCUCCGCCCGCAGAGUGUCUCGCGAGAUGUGAUGCUGUGAGGUUACAGGUGAGACGGCGCCCGGCCACAAGAUGCUGUGAGGUCUUCGAGACGCCCAAGGAGAUGCUCCGGUACUAAUGGCAUUUUUUUCUGAUGUUGUUGUUAUUGUUGUUAUUGUGACUUACAAAGUAUUGCUUUUGUUGUUGUUUUGUCCAGUCUUAUUGAGCCAAAGAUAGUUUAUAAGAACAGUCUUGAUUUAAAUGAUAUGUUAUAUGUGAAGAUGCAUAAGAUAUAGAUGCUUGCCAAAAUAAAG